Dissoconium aciculare CBS 342.82 is the source of this 3267-nucleotide messenger RNA. RefSeq lists its product as uncharacterized. Bases 347 to 3157 code for a protein of 936 amino acids. Lineage: Eukaryota; Fungi; Ascomycota; Dothideomycetes; Mycosphaerellales; Dissoconiaceae. Gene Ontology annotation, biological process: intracellular protein transport; COPII-coated vesicle cargo loading; endoplasmic reticulum to Golgi vesicle-mediated transport. Gene Ontology annotation, molecular function: SNARE binding; zinc ion binding. The record is from RefSeq and is a predicted model, not a curated record. The transcript has 3 exons. Gene Ontology annotation, cellular component: endoplasmic reticulum exit site; COPII vesicle coat.
AUCUUGCAGUAUUGGAAAUUCCCAAGUCCGCUGGCCGCAAGUUGAACAGGCGUCGGACCCCACACCAACGUCGCACUCCACAGGUCUGUAGCUUCCCAGUCUACAGUACACGGACAGUCGCAUUCGAAGCCAAUAGUCUCGGCAAUCGUUAAGUAUAACGAUUCAUUAACUUCACUCGUACGUCAAUUCGGGCUUAUCACUCACAAGUGGACAAGCACAGUUGCACUCACGGCGUCAAGGAGAAGCCAUUGUGCUUCACGACGAGGACCGCCUAAAUCUGCGAGCACUCACCGCGAUUGACCUCGACAACACGAACUUCCCACUGGCUUCCGCCGACGACGACAAAAUGGCGAGCCAACAACCAUAUCAAACCGACCCCGCUCUCAACGAUCCGUCUCAAUCACAGAAUGCUUCUGCCGCAGGCGGUGCCAAGAAGAAGAGAGAUCGUUAUGCUGGACAGGCAUAUGAAUUUGGUGCUGGAGGCAAUGCUGCAGGAGCGGGUGCCGCAGCAGGACAAUACUCAGCGCAGCCGACAGCGCAACAGCAGCAAGCUGCUGGUGGAUAUGGAUAUCCUGCGCAACAACCAUCUUAUGGCAUUCCCGCACAGCCUGCGUAUGGUGAUGCGAACGCUGCCAGCCAGAGUGGCUACCAGCAGCCGGCAUAUGGUGGACAAGGAGGCUAUGAUCCACCACAGCAGAGCAACCUUGCUCCUGCGCAAGGCGCUUCCAGCAUGCUCCAGGGUGUGCAAGGCGUUACACAGCAAUUCGCGCAGAUGGGCAUGGGAGGCCAACCUGCACAACCCGCGCAACCACCCGGCGCACAGUUACGACUCAAUCCGCUACAGCCAGUGGACAUCAGCCUACAAGGCCAGCCCUUCCAUGUCACGGACCUUGACCAGCCGCCACCACCGAUCAUCCUUCCCGCAAAUUCUUCUGUGACACCGUCGCCGCAUGCCAACGUCAGUCCGAAAUAUAUCCGCUCGACCUUGAAUGCUAUGCCUGCAACUGCUUCGCUCUUAAAGAAGAGUAAGCUGCCAUUCGCACUGGUCAUCCAGCCAUACGCCGCGCUGCACGAUGCCGAGGACAACAUUCCAGUACAAUACGAUAGCGUCAUUUCCCGUUGCCGGAGAUGUCGUACCUAUAUCAACCCUUUCGCGAGCUUUCUGGACCACUCUCAUCGAUGGCGCUGCAACAUGUGCAACCUCACCAAUGAUGUCCCGCAGCCUUUCGAUUGGGAUAGUGUCAAACAGCAGGCUGUGGACAGAUGGCAACGACCAGAACUGAACUAUGCUGUCUGCGAAUUUGUUGCUCCUCAAGAAUAUAUGGUCCGACCACCUCAGCCUCUAAUCUACCUCUUCCUGUUUGACGUCAGUUACGCUGGUGUGACAAGUGGACUUUUGGCUACCGCAGCACGAUGCAUUCUCGAGAGUCUCGACCGGUUACCUAAUACUGACCGGCGAACACGAUUGGGUUUCAUGGCGGUGGAUAGCUCUCUGCAUUACUUCAGUGUGCCCCGUGAUGGCAGUGAUAGCAACGAAGCGAAGAUGUUGGUGGUGAGCGAUCUCGACGAGCCGUUUUUGCCCACACCCGAGGAUCUCCUCGUCAAUUUGUCUGAAUGCCGCGCCAACAUCGAGUCCUUCUUGAGCAAGCUUCAAGGCAUGUUUGCCAACACUACCGUGAACAGCUCGGCCAUGGGAUCUGCUCUCCGGGCUGGUCACACAUUGGUCGGCCCAUACGGCGGCAAGAUCGUAGUGCUGUCAGCGAGUUUGCCAAACGUUGGCCAUGGCAAGUUGGAAAUGCGAGAAGACAAGAAGAUUCUCGGCACAGCUCGGGAGGGAAGCCUGCUUCAGACCCAGAAUGGUUUCUUCAAAAGUUUUGCGAUCGAAUGCAGCAAAUCUCAGGUCUCAAUCGACAUGUUCUUGUUCAGCGCCCAAUACCAGGAUGUGGCCAGUCUAAGCCAUCUCCCACGAUACACAGGUGGUCAGACAUAUUUCUACCCUGCAUGGAACGCAGCGCGCACAGAAGACGCCGUCAAGUUCGCUACUGAAUUCAGCGACUACCUCUCGACCGAGAUUGGUUUGGAGGCUGUAUUGCGUGUCCGCACGACCACUGGCCUUCGACCAAGCGCAUUUUACGGCAAUUUCUUCAACCGUUCGAGCGAUCUGUGUGCAUUCUCAGCCAUGCCCAGAGAUCAAGCAUACGUUGUGGAGAUGGCUAUCGACGAGACCGUGACCAAAUCCUUCGCAUGCUUGCAGGUCGGUGUCCUGCACACGACAUGCAAUGGCGAGCGUCGUAUCCGAGUUCUCACCCUGAGCAUUCCUGUCACGCAAAACAUGUCCGACGUCUAUGCCUCAGCUGACCAGAAUGCCAUCGCAGCCUACUAUUCGCACAAGGCUGUGGAGCGUGCUCUGAGCAGCGGACUUGACGCCGCUAGGGAUGCCGUUCAAGCUAAGAUGAUCGAAUUGCUACAAACAUACAAGAAGGAACUCGGCGGAGGUAAUUUGGGCGGUGGGGGUUUACAGUUCCCUGCCAAUCUUCGAGCAUUGCCCAUGCUUUUCCUGGGUCUGAUGAAGAAUAUUGGUCUCCGUAAAUCGGCACAAAUCCCCAGCGAUCUCCGGUCAGCUGCGUUGUGCCUGCUCUCAACUCUUCCACUUCCAUUGUUGAUCCAGUACAUCUACCCACGGAUGUAUUCGCUCCACGACAUGCCAGAUGAUGCCGGUCUGCCUCACCCCGAGACCGGCGCCAUCGUUAUGCCGCAGCCGCUGAACCUCACCUCUGGCAACAUCGUGCCUUACGGUCUCUACCUGAUCGACGAUGGCCAGACGCAGUUCAUCUGGCUCGGCCGCGACGCCGUUCCGGCGCUGAUCAACGACGUCUUCGGCACUGAAGACAAGAACCAGCUCAAGCAAGGCAAGACUAGCCUGCCCGUCCUCGACUCCGACAUGAACGAGCGCGUCCGCGCCGUUGUUGAGAAGUCUCGCGACCACAAAAGCUUGGGCUGCGCUAGUAUCACUCUUCCGCCGCUCUACCUCAUCCGCGAGGACGGCGAGCCGAGCUUGCGCCUGUGGGCGCAGACAAUGCUGAUCGAGGAUCGUGCGGACCAGGGUGUCAGCGGAGCGAUGUUUUUGGGCAUGCUUCGGGAGAAGGUGGUCUCGUAGAUGGUAGAUAGCAGAUGGCAUCAGAAAUGACGAUGAAUGGGGAAGAGGCGUUGUAGAGAUGGAGAGGAGUUGGUGUCCCAUCGAAAUCGUUGUUCACGCAAUGUUGGUCU